AUGGACAGGUCGACAGCGGCGAGGACGGUCGGCUCAGGCGGUGGCGGCGUAAACAAAGGCUGUCAGGAUUUUGGGAAACAUGGUGGAAAAUCCUGUGAGAACAUCAGAGACGACGUAUUAACAACCAAAUAUUUCUUCACAGUCUUCAGAAAACCACCAAAGACUGCUCGACUGACAUCGCCAAUCUCUUUGCCUUCAGGUGAUCCAUCACUGGGUGUCAGUGGGUCAGGUGGUGGAGCUGCACCCGGAGGCUCUGGAGCGACCACAUCCAGCAAGGGAAUCAGCACCACCUCUGUGGGAGCUUCCUCUGCUGCAUCUUCAGGCGGAGGGUCUCUGGUUUCAGAGGCUUGGGAGGCGUCGGGGUCGGGUGAAGAGUUCAGGGCUGCUGCAGGCUCCUCAAACAUGUCCUACAGUGCAGGAAGUGGUGGCAGAGAGGGGGCGAAAAGGGACGGAGGUUUGGGUGCCGUGACAGUUUCCACCGUGAACAAACCCGGCUACAGCUCAGGAAGAUCAGGGGAGGCGAAGAGGGGCUCCUCCUCCUCCUCCGUGUUCACUUCUUCACCUGCUUCAAAGGAGAGGAAGAGCAUCACCACCAUGGCUGCAGCGCUGUCAGAGGCCUUUGACGAAAGCUCCAGUCCAGACUCCUCUCCAGAGUACAACAGGAAGGAUUAUGGAAGUUCAAGCGCACCAUCCACUUCUGUCACUAGAGGAAGAGCUCAGAGCCGAGAGAGUGAGAUCAGAGUCCGGCUGCAGAGUGCUUCUCCUACAGGAAGCUGGACGGAGCUGGACGACGUGAAGCGCCUGCUGAGAGGAAACCGCUCCACCGGCAUCAGCCCCACCCAGUCCCCUAACAACACGCUGCCCAUCCCCAAGAAGGCCAGCGUGGAACCGAGGACCCUGCCUGACAGCUCCGGUGCAGAUCAGUACGGCAGCCUGUGUAGUGGGUCGUCUGUGAGCAGCUACAUGUACAACCACAGCAACAUGAGCAGCCUCUACCAGCCAGGAGUCCAGAACAACCUGACACUCGGCUCUCCGUCUGUGAACGGUGGCCCGUCUCCGGUGCAGAACGGCAGCUCCGCUCCAGUGUACGGCCUGCAGAAUAACCUGACCAGUCCCACUCCCACUGCCCUUUCUCCCACUGCAGCCAACACACACAUAGUUUACGGCGUGCAGAAGAACGUGUCUGGAACGAGCACAGCCGCCGUGAGACCCAGCAGCCCCACCGGUGACGAGGCCUCGGGGAAAGACUUUAAGUUUGUGCUCACGGAGAAGGAGAACGCUCCAAUCAAGCCGACAGAGCGGCUCAUCGUGGCCAAAGACACCGGGAAGCAGUUCAUGUCUGCUACACCUGCCAGUUUACCCGCUUUCUUCUCUGAUGACACCCUGAAGACUGAGAAACUGAAAUCCUUCAGCACAGUGGACAGAGGAACAGAAUGUAGGCGGGAUAACUCCUCGACCCUGAAAGCUGGGACUAAAGACAAAGCCACCUAUGCAGACAUCCAUAUAAAAGACAUAAAACAAUCCAGUUUUGGCUUCUGCUCCUGCUGCAGCUGGUGGCAGUGGCUCCUGGGCCUCCUGCUCAGCCUGUUGCUCCUCUUCAGCGUCCUUUUUGGACUCAUUGCUUUGGGUGAAGAAGUCAGACGCCUGAAAGGCCGCGUGGACGUUCUGGAAGCCAUCACCAGAUCUGCGUCCGUCAGUCACUUGACGUCUUCUGGCAACAAAAUCUCCGAGCGGGUGGAAUCCACAUACAUCGAGAAGAACGCCGCUUCAACCCUCAUCCACUCCGACAACGGGCUCAACCUGGAUGGGGCUCCCACAGGUGGAGGCACGGGAAACAGCCUGGUCCAGGACAGGGCCACCCUGGAAAGACUCAUACAGCAGCUGGUCAGGGAUGAGCUCCGCUCAGGAGCUGUAAGAGAAACUCUGGCACACUCACUGAAAGGAGAGAGAGGAGAGCCGGGACCUAAAGGUGACCCAGGGCCAUUGGGACAAAAAGGUGAUAUGGGAACCUCUGGCCCUCCAGGUCUUCCUGGGCAGAUCGGGCACCCAGGUUUGGAAGGACUAAGGGGACCAAAGGGAAGUGCAGGUGAACCAGGUGCUGAGGGACCACAAGGUCAGAGGGGUCGGGAAGGACCGGUGGGCCCCCGAGGAGAACCUGGAUCACCUGGCUUUGGAGCCAAAGGAGACAGAGGAUUCCAAGGUGAGCCAGGGAGACCGGGUCCCGCUGGUAUUGCUGGACCUGCAGGUCCAAAAGGUGCCACAGGAGAGCCGGGUGCCGCAGGAAGUCCCGGUGCUCCUGGAUCAAAGGGAUUCCAGGGGGAGGCGGGGCCUCCAGGAACCAAAGGGGACCGAGGAACACCUGGGCUCCCGGGAAUCAAAGGAGACCACGGAGAGAGGGGACCACGUGGACCGGCAGGUGAACCCGGACAGCCUGGACCUCAAGGACCUGCAGGAUUAAAGGGAUCUAAAGGAAUUGCAGGUGACCCAGGUUCAGUAGGACUUCCUGGUGCCAGAGGACCACCUGGAGUUCCUGGAGAUGCCGGUCCCCCAGGCCCCCCUGGGUUGCAGGGACCUCCAGGUAUUGCAGGAAUCCCAGGCCAGCCUGGUGGUAAAGGUGAACCAGGAACACCUGGUAAAGUCAUUUCUCCAGUUGGCUCUGAUACUGUGGUCAUCCCUGGACCUCCAGGACCAGCUGGACCUCCAGGUCCUGCUGGACCACCUGGUCUGUCGGGUCCAAUUGGCCCUGCUGGCAUCCCAGGACAACCAGGAUCUAAGGGAGAACGGGGAGAAAAGGGAGAGAGGGGGCAGAAGGGGGAGCCAGCAAAAACAUAUUAUAUUAAUAUGUCCUCUGUGUUUUCUUACCUAGCAGACACUUCCUCAGUGGUUGGAUCCCGUGCUCCACCAGGACCUCCAGGGCCUCCUGGAGUACCUGGUCCUCAGGGUCCUCCUGGUAUCGGUGAACCUGGACCUCCAGGCGAGAAAGGAGCACCUGGGAGCUUUGUGCCGACAUCAGAAACCUUCUUUGCUGGACCACCCGGACCUCCAGGACCCCCGGGGCAGAAAGGGUCACAGGGGUACCAAGGUGAACCAGGACAACCAGGCCUUCCAGGAAGCCCCGGAGACCCAGGUGUUGGUUUCCCAGGUCAGCCUGGACCUCAAGGUCCACCAGGUCCAGACGGGCCACCGGGACCUAAAGGUGAUGUGGGAGAUCCAGGACCUCCAGGAUUUCCAGGAGUCUCCGCAGGUGGUGGCAUCAGAGAGUACUUCGUUGGACCUCCUGGGCCUCCGGGGGCACCAGGCACACCUGGACAUGCAGUGGACGGGCUGGUUGAUGAUGUCGCCAGCAGAGUCAUCGCCUACAUCCACAGUUCAGGCAGAGGUUAUGACGGGACCCCAGGCCCUCCGGGUCCACCUGGUCCACCUGGCUCCGUCUCUCUCAAUGACAUUAUCAGCCUAUUACAGAGAGAGGACGUGAGGCGAUACAUUGCUGGUCCUCCGGGUCCACAGGGACCUCCAGGAGCUCCAGGCUAUGGCAGCUACAGCUUUAACACACAGGAGGUGGCUGAACGUGUCCUUAGUUUGAUGUCUGAGAGGGAGGCACUUGGUGUCCCUGGACCUCCUGGACCUCCCGGACCACCUGGAGCUCCUGGUUUUCCUGGAAACUUUUUACCAGAUGGGUAUCAAACUUUAGUUGGCCCUCAGGGGCCUCCUGGUCCCCCGGGUAUCCCUGGCCCACAAGGUCCACCUGGCCCAGAAGGACCACCUGGACCACCUGGAUUUUUUAACUACAUCAGCUCAGACAUUCGUGACUACCUGCAAAAUGUUGCUUUCAAAGGUCCUCCAGGCCCACCCGGACCCCCUGGACCUGAGGGACCCCCUGGACCAAUCAGUGGGUUGGUUACUUUUGCUGACCAUCUCAACAGAGACACACUCAAAGCUGAACUACAAGAAUAUCGUUUUCCACCAGGCGAUGAUGCGAGUGCCGCCAUGUUUGGAAUUCCUGGUCCACCAGGUCCUCCUGGACCCCCAGGACACAAGGGAGAGCCAGGUUUGCCUGAUGACUACUCCAGUAUGGCUCUCAAAGUAACUGAUUACAUCAAAUCUCAUGGUGUAGUGCGGGACAUUAUGAGGGAGUACAGACAUGUCUUUCAAGGCCCUCCAGGGCCCCCAGGACCCCCAGGUCAUCCAGGAUACAGCCACUGGCUUGAUUCCCAUGGUAACGCCACAGAUCUGGUGGAAUACAUCAAAUCUCGUGGUCUCCUCCGUGACACUGAACGUGUCAUCCAGGGACCCCCAGGGCCACCGGGACCUCAGGGUCCACCAGGAUACAGCAGACUGUUUGGUUCUGACACCAACGUUUCUGAUUUAGUGGAAUACAUAAAAACUCAUGGAGCCAUCGUGGGACCACCUGGGAGACCAGGCCAGAAGGGGGAGAGGGGAUUUCCAGGACUGAAAGGAGAGAGAGGUGAGCAAGGCCUUCCUGGACAUGAAGUGUACAGAGGCCCAAAAGGGGACAGAGAAUUCACAAUGACGAGUAAAAGGAGGAAGAGGAAUGCUGGUGUUUGAGCUGCUGAAAGUAGUUUCCUGUUUCGCUGGUGUUUUAACUGUAAAUGUGUUUUGAACAUGAAACACAUGAAAUCAGGGACGUCGUAUUGAA
Molecule: messenger RNA, 4657 nt
Organism: Pelmatolapia mariae (spotted tilapia)
Lineage: Eukaryota; Metazoa; Chordata; Actinopteri; Cichliformes; Cichlidae
Product: collagen alpha-1(XVII) chain-like
Exons: 51
Coding region: 1-4566 (1521 amino acids)
Biological process (GO): extracellular matrix organization
Molecular function (GO): extracellular matrix structural constituent conferring tensile strength
Source: RefSeq, a predicted model, not a curated record